AUUGGCACUUCCACCGCAAGUCCUCCUCAACCUUCAGAUCACUACAUCCCACUAUGCUUUGCGAUGGUCUGACAAGUGGAUCCAAGAUGGCGUAGAAAGUAAAGCUAGAUGUUCUGUCCCUGAGUCAUGGCAGACAGGAGAGCGGAGAAGUCAUGUGAAGAAGCCAGCAAAUCGUUAGCAAGGCGGGAGUACGAGGCGGCGGUCACCCACAGCACGGACGCCCUGGUGGUCCUCGCGCCCCAAGCCUCGUCGCCCGGCGCCCCCGUACUGCCCAGCCCUCCCUCGGCGGUCGCCGCCGGACCCCUCCGCAGCCGCGCCCUGCUCUACCGAAUUGCUGCCUUCCUACAGCUGAAAAACUACGACGGAGCAGAUGAAGACUGCAAACAUGUAUUGGCAGAUGAGGUUGCCCGGGGUGACGGCUCUCUACAGGCUAGUUUGCGCUCCAUGCUUUUGGAUGGCAGCCUGCAAGAGGUGGUCAGCAUCCUAUCUAAAGCCCAAGUUGUAAAGGUGGAGGUCCAGAAUGGCAUCGUUACAAAAGACCUGACCAGAUUAAAAAUGCUCUUCUCCGAAAUUGAGGCAACAAAAAGAGAGAUGGCCCCUGAAUACACAGAUGACCAGGAUGAAGAAGUCCAAGAUGGCUGGCAGUUCCGGCCUCCUCCCAGAGGGGUCACUAGCAGCGAGGAGUACACACUCUGCAAAAGGUACUUGGAGCAAGGCCUGUGUCGGUACGGGGCACAGUGUACGUCGGCCCACUCGCAAGAGGAGCUGAUGGAGUGGCAGAAACGUUACGCCUCCCGACUCAUUCGCCUCAAACAGCAGCAGGAAAGCAAACACUUCACUGAGAACUACAUGGAAACUCUAAUCGAAAAGUGGAUGAACUCCCUUUCCCCGGAGAAAGUGUUAAGUGAUAGUCUAGAAGGCGUGACAGUUGAGACCAGCUCCGGCCUUUCUGUUACAGUCACCUCGAAAAAAUCCUCCAACUCCUGGAUCUUUUCCUUGUUGUGCAAGCCGGCCAGAAAGCUGUUCCGCAUUGCCUUGCUCUACGACGCCCAUCGACCACACUUCUUCAUCACCGGCGUGUCAGCCGGGGAUCGCCUGCAGUCGGUUCCCAAAGGAUGCCAAGAGUGGACGCCCGGAGACGAUUCAGCGGCAGCGGCCAACAACGGCCUCGACCACUGCGUCUACAAAGUGGCGGUGGGCUUCAGCACCGAGAUCUUUGGCACCUUCAGACAGACCAUCGUGUUCGACUUCGGCUCCGAGCCGGUGCUGAUGCAGAGGAUCAUGGUGGACGCCGCCUCGAUCGAAGACUUGGAGCACCUGCUGGCAGCCAGGCAGCAGCUGCUGAUAACCGCCAAGCGCUGGGACUCGUCCUGUAAAACCAUCGUGGAAUUCACGCCCAACGAGACGGUGGCCGACCUGGAGAGGAGCCUGCUGGCCCGCUACCAGAUCCCUCUGUCGGCCGACCAGCUCUUCACCCAGUCCGUCCUGGACAAGACGCUGACCAAAGACAACUACCAGGCCCGGCUGCACGACCUGCUCUACAUAGAGGAGAUUGCUCAGUACAAGGAAGUCAGCAAGUUUAACAUCAAGGCCAACCUCCAGCUGGUAACCAGCUUCAUGCUAACUGGGAUUUCUGUUGGAGCCAAGUACGCUCAGAACGGACAGCUCUUUGCACGCUUCAAACUUACUGAAACACUUUCCGAGGACACUCUGGCUGGGAGACUAGUAAUGACCAAGGUGAAUUCAGUUCUGCUGCUGCCGUUGGGGAGGGAAGGGUUCGGCGGUCACGCUCCUUCUGGGGUCAAAGAGCGCGUUUAUGAGGCUGUGAUAGAGGAGAAGACCAAGGAUUACAUCUUCCUGAGGAUUUGCAAGAGCUGCUGCGAGGAGCUGAUGCUGCAGCCUGACAGAGAAAUACAGGUGGAGCUCCAGUUUCAGCUCAACAGACAGCCACUGUGUGAGAUGCACUACGCCCUGGAUCGCAUCAAAGACAACACCAUCCUUUUCCCUGAUGUUGGCCUUGUGCCCACAAUCCCCUGGAGCCCAAACAGGCAGUGGGACGAACAGCUGGACCCCCGUCUGAAUGCCAAGCAGAAAGAGGCCAUCCUGGCCAUUACCACACCCAUCUCCAUCUCUCUUCCCCCAGUCCUCAUCAUUGGGCCCUAUGGUACCGGCAAGACCUUCACCCUGGCACAGGCUGUCAAACACAUUCUUCGCCAGGACACCAGCAGGGUCCUGAUCUGCACUCAUUCCAACAGCGCAGCUGACCUUUACAUUAAAGACUAUCUUCAUCCAUAUGUCGAAGCAGGCAACGAGCACGCCAGACCUCUCAGGGUAUAUUUCAGGAACCGCUGGGUGAAGACCGUCCACCCGGUGGUCCAGCAGUACUGUCUCAUCUCCAGCACACAGGUCACUUUCCAGAUGCCGACAAGGGAGGACAUCCUCAGGCACCGUGUUGUCGUGGUCACCCUCAGCACCUCCCAGUACCUCUGCCAGCUGGAUUUGGAGCCUGGGUUGUUCUCCCACAUCCUGUUGGAUGAAGCAGCUCAGGCCAUGGAGUGUGAAACCAUCAUGCCUUUUCCUCUUGCUAGCAAGACCACCCGCAUCGUGCUGGCUGGGGACCAUAUGCAGCUCAGUCCGUUUGUGUACAGCGAGUUUGCACGGGAGCGCAACCUGCACGUGUCACUGCUGGACCGGCUGUAUGAGCACUACCCCCCCGAAUUUCCCUGUCGCAUCCUCCUGUGCGAGAACUACCGCUCCCACGAAGCUAUCAUAAACUACACAUCCGAGUUAUUUUACGACGGGAAGCUCAUUGCGAGUGGGAAGCAGCCGUGCCAUAAGGAUUUCUACCCGCUGACCUUCUUCACAGCCAGAGGAGAAGAUGUCCAGGAGAAGAAUAGCACUGCCUACUACAACAAUGCAGAGGUGUUUGAGAUUGUGGAGCGGGUGGAGGAGCUGCGUAAGAAGUGGCCGGUGGCCUGGGGGAAGCUGGACGAGGGCAGCAUCGGGGUGGUGUCGCCGUACGCCGACCAGGUCUUCCGCAUUCGUGCCGAACUCCGAAAGAAGAGAAUGCACGAGGUCAGCGUCGAAAGAGUGCUUAACGUCCAAGGUAAACAGUUCCGGGUGCUGUUCCUCAGCACGGUGCGGACGCGGCAUACCUGCAAGCACAAGCAGACCGCCAUCAAACGCAAAGAGCAGCUGGUGGAGGAUUCGACCGAGGACCUCGACUACGGUUUCCUGUCAAACUACAAGCUGCUCAACACGGCCAUCACCAGAGCUCAGUCCCUGGUCGCCGUGGUGGGAGACCCCAUAGCGCUCUGCUCUGUUGGACGCUGCAGAAAAUUCUGGGAGCAUUUUAUCUCAAUCUGCCACGAGAACUCCAGCCUGCACGGCAUCACCUUCGAGCAGAUCAAGGCUCAGCUGGAGGCCCUGGAGCUCAAGAAGACGUACGUCCUCAACCCCCUGGCCCCGGAGUUCAUCCCUCGGGCCCUCAGGCCCCUUCAGGGACACCAGUCUUCCUCCCAGGGCCUUCAUCCCCACCAUCAUCCUCAUCCUCAGCACGGUCUGCCUGCCUCCAACAAGCAGGCCGCGCAGCAUCACCAACAACAGCAGCAGCAGCAGUCCCCUCCAAAGGGGAAACAGUCGAACCACACAGAGCACCUCCCACCCGAUGGAUAUGUGCAGUCCAGCCCUGCUGUGUUGAUGGGAAACCCCAUCCGGGCCUUCACGCCCCCUCUGGGUGCCACGCCGGCCGGCAUAGGAAAGUCGCCCAGCCCCGUGCAGCGCAUCGACCCUCACACCGGAGCCAGCAUCCUCUACGUACCAGCUAUGUACGGAGGAAACGUGGUCAUGCCCAUGCCUCUGUCGUUGCCCUGGCCAGGUUACCAGAACCGCUUUGCUGUGGACCCUCGCAUCAUGAGCCACCCGGCGGCCAUGGCCUACAACUUAAACCUGCUUCAGCCGCAGAACCGAGGCUCUCCCAUCCCUUAUAGCGGCGUCGCCCACCCCUCUCCUUUAGGACUGGCCCAGCUCAGCCCAGAGAAGGACCUGCAGGCCGACCUCAUCAGGAACGGUAAAGUAGACGGCUGCACAAAGGCCGAACAGACCCGUCUUCAGACGCCAGAGAGGAAAAACGCAGACAUAAGGGAAAAACAGGGAGAUUUAGACACCGGUCAAAGUCGAAGUUUAGAUUCCCAACCAGAGGGUCUGGUUGGCUUUCCGAACGCUCUGCUUCACCGAAAAGACCCUUCAGCUACCCAAAGAUCCCUCAACUACCACCUGGCACCGCCCAGCCCAGCUUUUCCUCCACACCCCGCCAGCGGAAGAACCUUCCCCCAGCAGUACCCCGUUCCUAGACUUCCCUACCGGGUCGGCCAGCCUCAACAUCCAGGGAUGCCCCAACAGAAUCAGCAGCAACAGCUCAGUCCUGCCUUCACUGGUGGAAGCCACGCUUCCUUCUUCAGCGGUUCCAUGGCCGCUCACCGAUCCGUGCAAUCGCCCACCGUGGACGGGGCGGAGUCUUCGGGGGAGGAGAUGAGUGGCACCAUUAGGACUCACAUGGGCCACCAGGGGGCACAACACCCAGGCCUACCACAGCACAGCAGGGUCAGCAACUUUGGGGAGGAUGGACAGGAUGGAAGUCUGGUGGACGGUUUAGACCUCCAGAGUCCCCUGACUUUAGAAGCCCUGAGCCAGCAGCAGCAGCAGGCGGCCAGACUGGGCCAGUGGGGGGAAGCAGCAGGCCCCUUCCUCCAGGGCAGUGUUGCCUUUCCUCUGCCCCAGCAGCUCGCCCACCUCGCUCAAUCUGGCAUGGCUCGCUUUCCCCCUCAGCUGCUCCGGGCUGCUACCUGGGGGCUUAGUGCCAAUAUGGACGACGAAGCCGUUUCCUCUGCCACCGCGGGUCCAACAUGCUCCAGGUACCCGGGCCUUUUGAGAGAAAUGCCCCCCCAGGAACAGCCGGAACCACGGGAAGCGACCGAAUUGCAGCCGCCGCCUCAGUCCCGCCUGCUCCAGUAUCGACAGUCCCAGACCCGUGCCUCCGGCGAGCCCUCGUCCUCCUUAGCCCCCCUGUCCAAUCACGCUGGCCCCUUCCCCGCAGGACUGUACUCCCACGAAACCGGCCGGAACCUCCUCAACGAAAACCUUCUCAACAACCCGGCUCUGCAGCAGCAGCAGCACCCAGGGAACCCCCUGUACAAUGCCGGUAGCUACCCGAAUCAGCCGCCAGCGCAGUCCGGCGGCAGCAGCCCCCCACCAUCGAACGUGAAGUAUCUCCUGCAGGAAGCGCAGUGGUCCCACGGCGGAGCGGCGUCCGUGUCCCAGCAGAACCACCUCCUAGGGAACCAGAGCCAUAGCCUUCUGUACGGACUGCCCCUGAUGGCUCACCCCAGCAGGCCGGAGCAGGUGCUGAUGCAACUCCAGCAGCAGCAGCAGCAGCAGCAGCAGCAACACCAUCAACAGCAACAGCAACAAAAUCAAGGCCCGGACUCCGAGUCCUACCACCCUCUGUCCCCUAGAACAUCAGCAGCCGCUGCCCUCCACAGCAUAGACGAGUAUGAACCGAGAGGUCCGGGCCGGCCCCUCUAUCAGCGCCGCAUCUCCUCCAGCUACCCGGAUGAAUCAUCUCCAGCCCACCCCUGUCAUCCCGAGCCCCAGGAUCACCCACAGCAACCGCACGGCUCCUACACCUACCCCCCCCACGACCACCUCUGGCCCAGCAACGGCGGGGGUCCCGGUCCAUUCCAGAACAUUCCAUGCAAUGGAGCUAGCAAACUAGUUCAGCAUCGUGAGCUUCUAGCUUCAAAGGUCCACCGUCAGACGGACGAGCAGGUGAAGGCGGAACCGGCCGGCGCGCAGCAGCAGGCGCAUCCACACAACCUCAACUCCCUUCAGCACCAGUUUCCCCCUCUAAUGCCCAAUAAGAAGCAGCAGCAGCCGCCACCGCCGCCCCCGCCGCCACCACAGCCUCCGACGGAGCCCACCCAGGGGGCUCCCAGUUUAGUAAAGCCGCCCACCAUGUCGUACGCGAGCGCCCUCCGAGCGCCUCCCAAACCGAGAGCCGUUCGACCCGAGCAGGUGAAGAAGAACAGCGACCCGCUGUCCCUCCUCCAGGAGCUGAGCAUCGGAAGCUCAAACGGUAGCAAUGGUUAUUAUUCUUACUUUAAAUGAGAGCCGACUCUCUCGCGUAGUAAGUGAAGCGAAACAAAAAAAAAAAGAAGAAAAAAACAAAAAAAUUGUAAAAGUUUUGUAAAAUUUCUAAAAAAAAAAAAAAAAAGAAAUAGUGGAAAGUGCAUUUUAAAGAAUUGUUUGUAAUAGUAGAUUUUAGAUUUUUCUUUUUUGGUUCUUUUCUCUUUUAUUUUAACUUCUGGUUCUUUUCUCUCCUGACAUAUCUGUGCAGAAAGUCAGUAUAUAUAUAGCAAAUGCAUUACUGGUAUAUAUAUAUAUACAUACUCAUUAUGUAUAUAUGAAUAUAUACAUUAUAUUAUCUACACUUGUACAUGUACGUAAUGCUUAGAAAACAAAAAUACAAAAAAAAUAAAAUAAGAUGAAAGAUCAAUAAAAAAAAAACCGACUUAUUUGACCAUUUAGCUAUCUGCUUAGUUUUCCUGCUUUAGUUGGUCUCUUUAAAUGCAUUUUUAGUUCUUCUUUUUUCUAACUCCUGUUUUUGUUUUUUUAACAACCAUUUGGUUUUAUAGUGAACACUGACCGUUCACACCACUGCAGUUUGUUGUAUUGCAUGAAAGCUAAGUGGUCGACUGAGUGAAACCGAAAGGAACAGUGUAUAGAAGUAGAUACAUUUUUCCUCUAAUCUGUACAGAAAAAGAAAAUAAAAGACUGAACUGUAUUCCAAAAAAAAAAAAAAAAAAAAUCAUAUUAGUAUUUGCAUUAUGGGUUUUUGUUUUGUUUUUGUUUGUUUUUUUUCUUUUCAGUUCUUAGUCAUCAUUAACUUAAAUAAUCUGGUGAUUUAGCGAUUAAUGUGAUUAUUUAUAGAAAAAAAAACAAACAAAAAAAAAAACUUUUCGCCAAGAUCUCACCGGGGAAAGUACAGCGUGAAGACGUCGGGACAGCUUUCAUUCCUCCUCUGUCGGCUUCAACCGCAACACGUUUCUUUGGGCGACUACAUGAACUGCUCUGCUUCGAUUUACUUUGACUUUUUUUGUUGUUUUUUUCUUUAAAAGAAUCUUUUAAAUGUAAAAUCGUUUCGCUGCUUUUGCUCAACUUUCAAUUUGGAUUUUGUGUUGCGUGGUUUGGAAUAAUCUGAUGGUCUGUGUAAGUAAACUGAGAGUUAUUAAAAUGUGUAUCGUAGGAUCAUUACUUCCAGUCAGAUGUUUUUGAACAACAAAAAAAAAAAUACUUGAGGAGUAAACCCAUGGCAAACAAAAUCGGAAAAUAUCGCAUCAAAAAAAGAAAAACGAGGACACUGCCACAGCCAUUAACCGCAGUUUGAGAUUGUAUACAUUAUUUUUUUAAUGUCUGGAUUUGGGGUGGUCCUAAAGGCAUGAAGAAAAUUGGUAGCAUUUAAUUUUUUUGCUUAUGAAAAAGUAGAUGAUUUUAUUAACAUUUUACAAACGUGUCUCAAUUUUAUUCAUUGCUUCAAUUUUAAAAAAAUAAAAUGUAAAAAUACAGCUACUUCAGAAAUCAUAAGACUUCUAGUUACAUAUUUUAUCUUUGUUUGUUUCAAAACAAAUGUUAAAUAAACACAACACUGCUAGCUAAAGUUUUACUACUAGCUAAAACUUCAGCUAGCAGUUUCACUUCUGGCUGUAUGUUCACUGCUGCAGCUAGCAGUUUUACUACUAGCUAAAACUUCAGCUAGCAGUUUUACUACUAGCUAAUCUUCAGCUAGCAGUUUUACUACUAGCUAAAACGUCAGCUAGCAGUUUCACUUCUGACUAUAUGUUCACUGCUGCAGCUAGCAGUUUUACUACUAGCUAAACUUCAGCUAGCAGUUUUACUACUAGCUAAUCUUCAGCUAGCCGUUUUACUACUAGCUAAACUUCAGCUAGCAGUUUUACUACUAGCUAAACUUCAGCUAGCAGUUUCACUUCUGACUAUAUGUUCACUGCUGCAGCUAGCAGUUUUACUACUAGCUAAACUUCAGCUAGCAGUUUUACUACUAGCUAAUCUUCAGCUAGCCGUUUUACUACUAGCUAAACUUAAGCUAGCCGUUUUACUACUAGCUAAACUUAAGCUAGCAGUUUUACUACUAGCUAAACUUCAGCUAGCAGUUUUACUACUAGCUAAACUAAACUUAAGCUAGUGGCUCCACUGGCUUAGGUUUUUUUGGCUACAAGUUUUAUAAACAAAACAUUUCUAAAAUUAAUGCCAGCUAUUGAAUUUUUUAAAAGCAAAAUUAUCGCUGUAAAAUAUUUAGGCAAUUCUUAAAACAGGCGUGGGCCGUUAUGCAGUGGUUUUAGUGCAUCAUUCAAUUCAACAUAGAAAUAUACAAUAUGAUCUAAUUAUUUAUAUUUUUGACAGAAAAGCAGCAGUUUCUACUGCUGCUACAGUGAAUAUUUAUAAAUCAUAUUAUUUGUAUUGAUUCUUACAGGCAUAAUGUUUUUUUCCACCAUUUUAUACUUUUCCCCCCCUGCUGUGAAUACAUUGAUAUUACCUGCUUAAUGAGUUGAACUACCUACUUAUUAAAAGGACUUUAUGCUGUAAGAGCGAUAUAAUGGAACAUCUUAGCAUUUUUAAACCAGAACUUCUUUAAAAUGUCAAUUACUUUAAUAUCGGCAACUGCCUAAUUGAUGAGGGCAGUUUUUAACUUUUACAUUGCUUAAAAAUUUUUAAAAAUACAUAUUUUUUAAUUAUAACAAACGUGACCCUGAGCAACGAGAACAGCUUCGUUUAGCAGAUUCUUUUAAUUUUGUUUCCAGAAGGUCAUUUUAAGUUGUUGUUCCAUUAGAAGAUUCUGUGUUGUUUUAAGGAAGAAAUAUACUUUCCAAGUUUGAGUUUUAUUUCACUGCAAUACAAAAAUUUAUAUCCCCCCCCCUCCCCCCACACACACACACAAAAAGAGAGGUGGAGAGACUGAAGGAGUUUGUUCAAAAACCUUUGACUGUUGUAUGUUUAUUAAGAUCUGCAUAAUUGAACAGGAAUGGUGAUGUUAUGGAAGUCAUGAUUUACAAAAACAUCAAUAAAACAGAGACGGCGCACUUUGAUUUAAUCGGAUUUGUGAAUCGCUGCUCCAGCAGCUGAUCGAUCGCUCUUCUGAAAACUACUCUGAUCUUUCUUCUUGCUCGCUCUAGAGAAACCACACCGUAGGGGAAGUUUUCGAGUUUAUUUCGAAUUUUGAGUCGCUGCUUUUCCUGCAAACUGAUCAACUUAAGAAAUCUCUUCACUGGUAAUCGUGGCUUUAUACUGUUGCAGUUAGUCUCUGAUGUAUUUCUUUUCUUUUUUUUAAAAAAAAAAGCCUUACAGCCAGAAACGAAGAUGUUUUAAAUGUUGAGCUCCGUGUCCUUUUCUUUUCAAGUUUUGACAUUUUAAAUGACACGAUUCUGAUCAUUUUUUAUUUUAUUUUUUUAAUUUAGCAGAUAAACACCUACUUGUAAAUAUACAUUUUGUAUGUAUUUACAAACGAGAACUUUGGGAGCGCCUCGAUUUUGUAGAAGCUGAUCAAUGAAGAGGCACGCCCUUUUUAAUUAUGCAAAUUCAGAAAAAAUAAAGAGAAAAUCUAGAAACGGUAGUUGCAUCAUCUUGUAACUUUGUAGGUUUUUCUUUUCGUUUUUCUCUUUUUUUUUUUUUUUUUUUUUUUUUUUAAGAAGCUGCCCGGCUUGUUUAGCAGAGGAGAAUUUCCGUUGCGCCUUUUUAAGACGACCUAAUUUACUGUACAAUAUGUAUUUUUUUAAGUACACCUUGCUGGAUUCGUCCUGUCAUGUUUUCUCACCACAGCUGUACAACAAUCAACACCUGGAUUCAUUCUUCAGUGUUUAGUCUGUUUUUGUUUUGUUUUUUUUGCUUCUUUUAUUGCAUGUUGCGAUGAACUUGUUGGGUUUUGAUCUCCCGUUCCUAUAGGUUUGUAAUGAUUUCUGGAUGAAAAACGGUAAAGGAAAAAAGAAAAAAAAUCGCUUUUGUUUUCAACCUGCAGAGUUAAAUUUUUGGUAUUUU
Molecule: messenger RNA, 10104 nt
Organism: Xiphophorus couchianus (Monterrey platyfish)
Lineage: Eukaryota; Metazoa; Chordata; Actinopteri; Cyprinodontiformes; Poeciliidae
Gene: helz
Product: helicase with zinc finger
Exons: 33
Coding region: 127-6165 (2012 amino acids)
Biological process (GO): regulatory ncRNA-mediated post-transcriptional gene silencing
Cellular component (GO): P granule; cytosol
Molecular function (GO): helicase activity; metal ion binding
Source: RefSeq, a predicted model, not a curated record